GGCAGAAUAGCUUUUGAUAUAGAAUCAAAACUAUGCCUGACAGGUUACCCUCGCUUACCCGCGAGGUGGAACGCCUGCUCACGGCUCCAUACGUGCCCGCUCUUCAGGAUCUCUAUGAUAUUGUCCACCGAUGCUCCCCGCCUGAGAUUCGUUCAUGGGCCUUUUGCAAACCGUGUCAAGUGGGUCCCCUGGGCGACCUUCUAGUUCAAGCACUUUCACACUCAGCAUUAUCCCUGCAAUUGCUCCGCAACUUCGCAUCGGCUCCUUCCUUCCGUGAUGCUCUGUUGGAGCGACAUCCGACUGCCUUAGAUGGCUUCCUUCAAAAGGCCGUCGAAGAUGGAACCUCCGAGUACUUCCCGGUGUGUGCGGCACUUCUUUCGUCGCCUCUCCCUUCUGAGUUUGUCGUACCAACACGACUUUCUCCCUUUAUCAUGAAGCUGGUGUGUAGAAUGGGCGAAAGGCCCUGCGUGGAGACUAUCCUACCUUUGUAUCAGGUUAUGGUUGGCCUGCAAGCCUCUUCGAGUAUCCUGGAUACCCUACCGUUCGAAACAAUGACUACCCUCCAGAUGGAGUUCACUAAGACACUGCGCAACUUUGAUGACCAUAUGGGCAAUCUGCUCUGCCUUGCCACAUUUGCUAGUAUUGCAUCCUCGCGUAGGGCAAAAUUCGAUGACGAAUAUGCACCGCAGCCUCCGUCCUGGCUCCAAAAUAUACGUCAUUUCUUUGGCCCCAAGCGUGGCUUGAAAACGCUGGACCUAGUUGUCCUGCGUGUCAUUCUCAGCUGCUCAGCUACUUGCAAUAGCCUACCUGUUAGCCAGGCUGCAGAAAGCAUUCGACUCGCCAUUGAUAUUUGUGAGACUGUUAAUCUUGAGCAAAGACAGGCAUGGAUCGCGGGCAAUUCAUCUAAGAUUGCCAAGUUAUGUGAGAAGUUGACAAGGGAUGGCAUUGGCCAUGAAGUCCAAGCAAUGGGCAUCGCCUUUCUUAUUACCUUUCUUCCAGCUGGUAGUUCCCUACCGCAGAUAACGACUCUUUGCCAGCAGAUCCUAUCAUCAGAACGUGUAUUGCAAAUUGUACCUCACGAACUUGUCCCACGCAUGGUAGAAGUAAUUGCCGCCUCGCAUGGAGAGACUGCUGUGUGUGGCUUUUUGAAUCUCGCGUUCUCUACAAUUAAAAAAGAUGCCACAGACUGCAACACCCUGGCUUCUUUCAACCUAUCAAGAUUGCUCCUUUCUGGACUGCAGAAAGUGAAACCACUGCUCCAGUCCCCUUCAGUGCAUGAAUUAGUAAUGACCUUGGGUGAAGUGACAGUAAAAGAGCUACUGCUUAGCUUUCCAAGAAAGCCUGAGCAGCCAAGCUGUGAAGACUCUAGCGCCUGCUAUGCUGCUAGUUCCGAGGCUCAGAACUCCUUAUUUGUCGAUCUUUUCGGGAUUUAUGCUAGAUCUGCAUUUCCGGGAAGGAUACAGGAAGGAAAUUCGGGCCCCGACGACGUUAGAAACCGUCUAGCCGCUUUCAUGGGCCACCUAAGAGACCUUUUUGCUAGCAGUUGCUGUUCUUUCUCUGCAUCAAGAUCAUUGGAUAUUCGCAAUGUUUUUCCCUCACCAGUUUCCCGAAAGCAACCGACGGACAAUUUUUCAACUCGCGACUGGAGGGCUGAAAUGGCGGAGACACUUAUGCUCAAUGCACGAACAUCUUACGAUCAUAUGUUGGAAAAGGUUGAGGAAAUCUGCUACGAUCUAGAACACCGCUGCUACAAUACUGAGGCUCCUUUGCGGGUGGUCCAAAAGGAACGCGACCAGUUCAUGGCAGAAGCAAAUGAAUUGAAGCAGCGCAAUGAGGAUCUACAAAUACAAUUGCAGCAAGCAUCCAACACUAUUUCUGAUCUCCGUCAAGAGAUGGUUCGCCUGGAAUCCCACGCAGAGUGCGUCUCCCGUCGCUCAGAGGCGCUUUCUGCCGAUCUUGACAAUGUCAGAAGGGAACUUGAAAGUCAGAGACAUCAAUCCGAGAAGGUGGUCCAGGUUGAAAGGGAAAAUUCCAGAACAAGGGAACUGGAGCUGGUUGCUACCGCGACCGAGAGAGAGGAUCAGAUUGAAGGGUUGGAGCGGCAGCUAAAUCUUCAAACAGCAGAGAAUAAUGAGCUGCAGCACAAUUUGGAAACUCUCUCAGGCGAGCAUGCAACACUUAUGGAGGAAACUCAUUUGCUAAAUGAAAGGGUCGGUGGGCUUGAAGUAUCCUUGGAAGAAUACAGGCUUCUUUUGGCACAGAAAGAUGAAGAAGCCAAAAGAUCAUCUGUCAACAAAGAGCAUUUGAGUUUCAAAAUAAGGGACCUAGAAGCAAAGCUAGAGGAGAAGGUUCUGGAGUACAGUGCACUAUCAUCUGCAUUGCUUGCUGCAGAGGAAAAAUCAAGGAUUGACAUGGAAAUGUUCAAACAAGAACAUGAGCUUGCAAUAUCUCAUGCCAGUUCUGAGUCCGCCAAGCGGAGCGAAGAGAACAAAUCCCUGCAAACUGCUAUGCAAGAAGCCGCGUCCAAUGCCACAAAGGAGUUGCAAAUGAAGGAACGAAAAAUCCAGCAUCUAGAAAGCAAGGUGCGAUCUCUGCAAAACGAGCGCGCAACCAAAGCGCGAGAAUUUUUAGAAGCUCAGCAACACAUCAGCCGCUUAAUGACCGUUAUGGGGUUUAAAGCGGACCCUGCAGAAGCAGAAGAUUCGAGCAAACGCCGACGGUCUAGGUCCCAUCUGGAACCGUCUCAUCUUGCCAUGCCACCGAAGGGCACUAAUAAUGCUAGUUUUUGGCAAACAGGCAACAUUGACUUCAAUUCGGAAAGCUUUCUAGGAGAGUCUUUUGGGUCUAUUGCCUCCAAUUCACCUGGUCCUGAUCCUGGUCCUAGUCCUAAGCGACCAAGGGACGACCUAGUCGAUGCAACAGCACCUUUGCCUUCGCGUGCCAAGGGGACAGAUCACUUCAAGGCACAGGAUCUGCAAUACCCCCGAAGCUCUACCGGGAAACGACGAGAGCGACAGCCGCUGGGAGGCGCAGAUCCAAACGCCACUUCUCCUGCUCCCGAUACUUCACGAUUUAAAAGUCGUCGGGAAGGAUCUUGCCUUGGCAGCCAGCUUUGUAUUACCAGGGAUGAAAAUCGAGAAAUAGACGUCGCUGAUGAUCUGGACGUAAAGCUUGACGAUGGGCUCACAUUUACCAGUGUCACCUUUCCGGGGAACGAAACUUCGAGCUGAUGCAGGAUACCCAAUGAUGAUCAUGAUCAUGAACCUAUUAUAAUUAUUAAUCUAAUGACUUGUUUC
Messenger RNA from Monascus purpureus, 3296 nucleotides. Lineage: Eukaryota; Fungi; Ascomycota; Eurotiomycetes; Eurotiales; Aspergillaceae. The record is from the annotation of a GenBank genome assembly.